Molecule: messenger RNA, 603 nt
Organism: Colletotrichum gloeosporioides
Lineage: Eukaryota; Fungi; Ascomycota; Sordariomycetes; Glomerellales; Glomerellaceae
Exons: 1
Coding region: 1-603 (200 amino acids)
Source: RefSeq, a predicted model, not a curated record
AUGUCCCGCUACUUCCCGCACACGGCUUACGCAGAAGAGCAGCCCCUCUCCCACACGAUCCUAGGCGUCCAUGUCCUCACCCGGGGCUACACCACCGGCGCGAUAGUGGGUCUCGGCGCCGUGUCCGCCGGGAGCCUGUACUCCCGCCUCCGCGGCGCCGCCAAGCCAGCCGCUACCACAACAUCGCCAUCAGCAGCAGCAGCAGCGUCUACUACACUGCAAAAAGGUCUGCCGCGUCUCCUCCGCAAGACAGGCACAGCCUCCGCCGUCGGCCUGGGGCUUAUGGGCCUGGCCCUCGCAGGGAGGAUGCAAGGGCGCGAAGACAUUGAGUGGCGCGACCGCGCGUGGAGAUUGCUCGAGAACCCGGGGCAGUUGGAGACGGAUGACUGGACGUAUGGAGGUGCCGCGGCGGGGGUUGUCGCGCUUGGGGCGUGGCGGCUGGCGGGAGCCAAGGGAGUCGGCGGGCUGAGAGCGGCUGCUGGUGCGGCCGGGCUAGGAAGCGUCGCGGGGACGGUUGGAUACAUGGUCUGGAGGUACGGAAUGCACGCUGGCAAGUUUCCGGAGUAUGUUCCGGCUGAGAAGGUUGAGUUCGGGAGGGUAUGA